AAGAUGGUAAAUGGUAAGACACCUAUGAUUGCUGCUAUUGAUGCUGGCUCAAGGAAAUGUAUACUUCUCUUGUACAAGGCUGGUGCUGAUCGGAAGGAAGCUUUAACAUAUGCUGCUGAACAUCUCCACGCUGAAAACGUUGUUUCAAGUGACUUUGUCAAAUGCAUACUGGACGAUUUUAAUACCAAGCGUAUCAUUCCUGGUGAGCCUGUUGUUAAGCGGGAAACAAGAGAUGGAGGGUUUAAGGCAAUAGCGAAUUACGCUUUCAAGAAUAAGGAUUUUGAAUCUGCAGAACGAUACUACACUUUGAUGAUAGCGCUUGAUCCUGAUGACGCAAUCGCGUUCUCCAACAGGAGUGCUUGUUGGCUUCUCAUGGGUGAUGGAGGGAAAGCUUUGUCUGAUGCUGAUGAGUGCAGGAAAAGGAGGCCUGACUGGCCAAAGGCUUGCUACCGGCAAGGCUCAGCUCUAAUGUUACUAAAGGACUACAAGAGGGCGUAUGAACGAUUUUCUGAUGGACUCGAGAUGGACCCAGAGAACGCUGAGAUGGAGGAUGCCCAAAGGAAAGCUUCGGAGGCCCUGCAGGAAAGCAUCAGAGUCCCUGAAGUUGUCUGGAGGCCCCAAGCCUGAAUGACUCCUUGGAUAUGCAACGAAAAGGAGUUCUGAUUCCUAGAAGUUGUGGGCAGUUCAGGACUUGAUUUAUCGAUCUGAAUAUUACGCUUUAAGAAUUGAACCAUAUAUGGUUUUAUAAGUACUCGUGUUUCU
This is a messenger RNA of Lolium perenne, 762 nucleotides long. RefSeq lists its product as uncharacterized. Lineage: Eukaryota; Viridiplantae; Streptophyta; Magnoliopsida; Poales; Poaceae. Gene Ontology annotation, molecular function: protein binding. The record is from RefSeq and is a predicted model, not a curated record.